Peromyscus leucopus (white-footed mouse) is the source of this 822-nucleotide messenger RNA. RefSeq names its product MAGE-like protein 2. The record is from RefSeq and is a predicted model, not a curated record. The transcript is spliced from 3 exons. Bases 1 to 822 code for a protein of 273 amino acids. Lineage: Eukaryota; Metazoa; Chordata; Mammalia; Rodentia; Cricetidae.
AUGCUGAGCAGGCGGUCGCUGGGCUUGAGGACCACAGCGCCAUCACAGACACAGACCUCUCACCCUGAGGAUGAAGCAUUGCACACAGAUGAGCCAACCUCUUACCGAAAAGCACCUGGGCUGACAGGGGCCAGGAAGGCGGCACAGCCAAAAAAGAGCUUGCUGAACAAGCAUGAGGACCAGAGUUCAGACCCCGACACCCGCGGGAACGCACUCUCAGACCCCGACACCCGCGGGAACCCACUCUCAGAUCCCGACACCCGCGGGAACCCACUCUCAGAUCCCGACACCCGCGGGAACCCACUCUCAGACCCCGACACCCGCGGGAACCCACUCUCAGACCCCGACACCCCGCGGGAACCCACUCUCAGACCCCGACACCCGCGGGAACCCACUCUCAGACCCCGACACCCGCGGGAACCCACUCUCGGGUUCCCCGACACCCGCGGGAGCCCACUCUCAGAUCCCGACACCCCCGGGAACCCACUCUCGGGUUCCCCGACACCCCCGGGAACCCACUCUCGGGUUCCCCGACACCCGCGGGAGCCCACUCUCCGGCUCUCGACACCCGCGGGAGCCCACUCUCAGACCCGACACCCGGACCACUCUCGACCCCGCGGGAGCCCACUCUCAGACCCCGACACCCGCGGGAGCCCACUCUCAGGUUCCCCGACACCCGCGGGAACCCACUCUCAGGUUCCCCGACACCCCCGGGAGCCCACUCUCAGUUCCCCGACACCCGCGGGAACCCAUCCUCGGGCAGGAGCUCAUGAAUUCUCCCAGGCUGAUCUGGAGCCUUGUGAUCCUACCUCAGCCUUCUGA